Messenger RNA from Colletotrichum spaethianum, 1530 nucleotides. RefSeq names its product citrate synthase. Gene Ontology annotation, molecular function: acyltransferase activity, acyl groups converted into alkyl on transfer. The record is from RefSeq and is a predicted model, not a curated record. Gene Ontology annotation, biological process: tricarboxylic acid cycle. The transcript has a single exon. Bases 1 to 1530 code for a protein of 509 amino acids. NCBI's taxonomy places the organism in Eukaryota, Fungi, Ascomycota, Sordariomycetes, Glomerellales, Glomerellaceae.
AUGGUUACGGUCGCUAAGAACGCGCCACGUGGCGCGACCAGCGCCCCUCGUCAGACGCUCACCGUCGUCGACAAUCGUACUGGAAAGUCUUACGAGCUCCCCAUCCAACAUAACUCUGUACUGGCAACGGAUAUCAAGAAGAUUAAGGCGGCACGCGGUAAUGAUCGCCCCGAAGAUGAGACUGACCAGGGUCUCCGCGUUUACGACCCGGCCUACAUGAACACCGCCGUGGUCCAGAGCAACAUCACCUACAUCAACGGACAAGAGGGUAUCCUCCGGUAUCGUGGCUACCCCAUCCAGCAACUCGUAAACAAGUCACAUUUCUUGGAGUCGGCAUUUUUGCUCAUUUACGGCGAGCUGCCCACCUCGUCGCAGUACAGCAAAUGGCAGGAUGAAAUCAUGCACCAUACCUACAUCCACAGCGAUAUCGAGGGGAUGUUCAAGUCCUUCCGGUACGACACUCAUCCCAUGGCUAUGCUGCAGGCUUCAUUUUCCUCGCUUGGUGCUUUCGCUCCCGAGUCGAACCCAAGCUUGCAGGGGCAGAAACUGUACACCAAUGCAGCCUCUGGUGAUGUGAACGCUCUCAAGAUGCUCGACAAGCAGAUUCUCCGCAUCAUCGGCAAGGCGCCUACGCUGGCUGCUGCUUCUUACCGCAUGCGCCAGGGCAGACCUUUCAAUCGUCCCGCGCAGGGACUCAGCUACACGGGCAACUUCCUGUACUUGCUCGACCACCUGAGCGGACACGAGUACCAGCCUCACCCAGUCUUGGAGCGGGCCCUCGAUGCUUUGUUCAUCAUUCAUGCCGACCACGAGGUGAACUGCUCCACAGCUACGGUCUUACAGGUCGGCUCAAGUCUCGUCGAUCCCUACAGUGUCGUAUCCGCCGGCUGUGCUGCUCUUUACGGCCCCAGCCACGGUGGUGCCAGUGAAAGUGCGAUCCGCAUGUUGAUGGAAAUUGGCAGCCCCGAGAACGUGCCCGCGUUCAUGCAGAAAGUCGAAAAGAGAGAACGUGUGCUUGUCGGCUUCGGACACCGCGUCUACAAGAACGUCGACCCUCGCUCAACCGCCAUCCGCCAGCUUGCUGAAGAGGUCUUCGCUGUGACGGGCAGAAAUCAGCUCCUCGACACGGCGCUGGAGCUUGCCAAGUAUGCUCGUGAGAGCGAAUUCAUGAAGAAGCGCAACUUGUACCCCAACGUCGACUUUUACUCCGGACUCAUCUACCAGGCUAUGGGCUUCCCUCUGGACUUCUACCCCGUUCUUUUUGCCGUUCCUCGCUGCGUGGGCUGGUUGGCCCACUGGAGACAGCAAAUGUUGCAGAAGGGAGGCGUUAAGAUCUGGCGGCCCCGUCAGCUGUACGUUGGAGAGGGAGAGCGCGAGUACAUUGACGCGGAGAACAGGAAAGAGAAGCAGAACAAGUCAGUGUUUGAUGAGCCUGCGCAGGUCAGCCACGGAGGUGACAGCAAGAGGAAUGAGCUCGCGACGUUCAAGGAUGAGAUGGGGCAUGCCUGGAGGGGACGUUCGAAGCUUUGA